AUGUGCUCUAGUCAGGAGAAGUGUAGUCAUUGUCAUUGGAGACGAUCUGAACCAUAUUUAGUGACUUUACCAUCACAACCUUUGGGUAUACAAAAGUUAAAAGAACUUUUGAAUUAUCCCUCCGGUUCAUGUUGCUCUAUGAGUGAGUCUUGCAAUUGUAAUACUCAUUCAUCUCAUUCUCCUAAUAAUCAUGAUUUGGAAAGUAACCAUUUUUCAAAUAGUGGAAUCAUUGAGGAUGAUCGAGAUGGGUGUCAAAAUUGUACAGAUAAACCUAACAAUAAUAAUAAUAGCAAUAAUGAAAACAGCUAUGCCAAUAACCUCUCAUCAAAUUACUGUACACAAAAUGGAAUCCAUAUACAGUCAUUUACUUCGUGCCAUACAACUCAAUGUGAUACAGUUUCAACCCAGAGUCAGCCUUCAAAGACUAAUACGGUUAUAACUGACUCCUCUCACUUAAAGAUAUGCCAUGACAUAACAAAUGAAAGCAAUAAAGUAAUAGCUAAUAAUGUCAAUACGCUGUUAAAUACAACUCAACCGGUAUGCGCACAAAAUGUUAAUCAGCCAAUAGUUCCUUCCGUUGUAAAUUCUAAUGUGAUCAAUACAGCUGCUCGCCGACGUAGGCGCCUACCAAGUAGUUGGUCUACUCUAAGUUCAACACUGAUUGGCAAUACAGAUGUAUCAGGAAAUACCACUAAUGGUCACACGUUGAGUAACAUGUUUACCAAUAAUAGACGCCAAACUCAGUUAAAUCAACGUCCAUCCAAAGGCAAUAGCACUCAUCAUGCUUAUAUCCCAUAUCAAGUUACACCGACGGUUAUUCCAGGAUAUCUUUGGCUCGUUCAUGUGUCGUUUUAG
Molecule: messenger RNA, 855 nt
Organism: Trichobilharzia regenti
Lineage: Eukaryota; Metazoa; Platyhelminthes; Trematoda; Strigeidida; Schistosomatidae
Source: the annotation of a GenBank genome assembly